Messenger RNA from Nematocida homosporus, 3108 nucleotides. RefSeq lists its product as uncharacterized. NCBI's taxonomy places the organism in Eukaryota, Fungi, Microsporidia. The coding region runs from base 1 to 3108 and encodes 1035 amino acids. The transcript has a single exon. The record is from RefSeq and is a predicted model, not a curated record.
AUGGUGCAGAUAGGACAGAUAGCUAUGCAUAUGUCUUAUCUUUGGAGUUGGAUGGGACUGCUAGCCCAGAAAACAAACUACUUCUGGCUUGAUGCCCAAAUUAAGGCCGAGUCGAGAGAAAUAGCAACGGCACUGGGCCAGUCCUUCACGUAUGUGAUAGAGGACCACAAAACAAGCCUGCCAGAGAUGUUCCUGCAGCUGAUAGAACCAUGCCUCAAGGGGAGCACGCCCGUCUACUCUCUAAAUAUGCAUAAAAACCGCCUUAUAAUGAAAGACCUGGCAAGUACUCAACCAAUACUGCCACCAAGUUUAGACAGACUGGAAGCCAUCUACAAUGGCACAUUCCACAUUAACCAAAUAGUAUUCACCUCGGCCGAUGAAUACAUGCUAAAACUAAUGGGAAAGGUCAGGUCUUCUGGGCCCGAAACCGCCAUGAUUAUUGAGAGCGCUAAGUUUAAUUGCCAACUAGCUCCGCCAAGCUUAGAACGGCCUGAAUUACCUCAGUUGAACAGCAAUAUAUCCACCCUAGUGCUAACCCGUUUAGAAAUUACAGGGGCUGCUCCACCCGAUCUUGAGCAAUUUCUGAAUUAUAUUGCUUUAGAAACCCCAAUCCAGUCUCUAUACGUCACCCAUGUUGUAAAUCAAGCACUAUCCCUCUCCUGCUUUGAACACGUCAAUUGGGCAUCCACCUCGCUUUUAUCUCUUCAUUCCCUUUCACUUGACUCUUUGAAUCUGGCCAGCUUGCAGAGUCUUUUAAACCGCACCGCGGUGUCUCUAAAGCAGAUCACAGUGGAGGAGAUUACUGGGGGCCAGUCCAUGGCCAGUGACCAGCCGACUCCCUGUACUAUGCUCGCUAUUGAUCUGCAGCUCUUUCUUCGGUGCAGCCAGGUAGGAUUAGUUGGCUUGAUUAGGAUUGACCGCCUACUUGUUCGAGUUAUUAUCGGGUUAGAACCGCCCAAGGAGAUUAGCAAGCCCGCUAUCCCCAUUUGGAUUCAUUGCAAUACACUUUCUAUCGAAAUACAACGAACUGCCCCCUGUUUCUUGGCCGGCAUAGCCAGUAUCGACAACAUGCCAGACAUCUUCUUUCAGCACGGUGUUGAAUUCCACACCCAUGUCCUUACCUAUAUCCAGCCUAGUGCAUCGAACUGGGAGGAUGAUGAUUGUGCUUCCCAUAUCAAAUCUUCUGCUCGGACACUAAACGAAUGGCGACCACUAGAACACGGGAACCAUGUAUUGCGCAAAUACCCAAAGGGAUCCCAGACCAUCUUCUAUAUUACACGCGCUACUAUCGCACUUCAUAUGCCUAUGGCGAUGAAUGCGAUCGAGUAUUUUAUCAAUUUAUCGGCCAACUCUAUCUGUUCCUCUUUGCAUUACCACAUGCUCACCAUCCAACACGAUGAUUGUAAAGACUUAAGCGAGUUUGACCUAUUUCAAAGAACACUGUUCGUUGUCGGUUCUAUUUCGGGAUACCAACUAGAGAUUUGUAAUAUCACAUACUGUGGCACAGCCGAGGUGGCACGCCAUCUAUAUAUAUCCCGAUUGUCCUGUCGGGUCUUCUACCAAAUAACGGUUAACACUUUGGUCCUAAACAACCUGUCUUCUCUAGCCAUCAGCUUUCUGUACGAAAUUUACCAAAUAAACUGCCGGCGCAUCAAACUUCGGAAAAUCUCCCCUGAUGAUGUAAAUUGCUUGCUAAGCUAUAUAAAUCAGCAAUUAGCCCGCCACGGCGCCAUCCCCGUCAUCGAAAUAGAGGAAUAUCCGUGGCUGGGCGAGGCACCUGCUCAUGCCUUAGAGCCCUUUAUGGCCCAUAGCCUACGAUAUGGUGAAGUUCGAGCUAUUCUAAACCAAGACAUGCUGCUCAUGGCCCGGCCUCCGCCCAUCCUAGCCCAAAUGAAAGAGUUAGGGAUUACUAUUGUCUGCCAGAUGAACUGGGGUUGCUGGACAGAAUGGAUGUUGCGGUAUGACAUCUGGCUUGAUAGCCCGUUUUCUUCCCAAAUAGACGAGCUUUCUAUCACUAACGUGCUCUUCCAACGGUUGAGAAGUAUUGUGACAGAAAAGAGAAGACGACAAUAUACCGCCUCUCCCUAUUCAUGCUUUAAGGUCGGGCGCCUAAGCCUAGUUUGUGAAACCAACACUCCCGGUAUUCUGUUGGCUGAUGCCCAUAUCAAAAUCGCUCUACAGUGGAUGCAACUGUACUUCCCGCAAGUAAGACACCUUAUUAUUUAUAGGCCGUUGAUCACGGAGGACUUCAAAAACAACAUACAGCAUGUUCUUUUCCAAAUCAACUCCCAAUCGCUUUCCCUGCAAGCCCUGGACUUGAACUUCGCCUCUAUGCCCCACGAUUGUCUGGAGGAGUGUGAUAUUGCUCUUAAUAUUGCUUUUGUUCGCAAAAUAACCGCGCCAUCGAUCUAUAAUGCCCAUUUGCAAGAUCUGCCCCCCGCCAGAAUGUUUGUUAUUAAUCGGCAUGUUUUUAACCAGCUAAAGACUGCUACUCACCACCAAAGCAUGUCUGUGUUCAAUAAUAAGACUAACUCGACUGGCGCAUACCCAGUACCUCCCUUCACGUUCUUUAAUCUACCCGCGCUAGAGAUGUUUGUGCAGAGACGCAAUGAUGACGGCAUCAAAUGCAAUCAGCAAGAUUGUCCAAACGAAGAAGCCCUUCUUUCAGACUGUUUGGAGUGCGAGAAAGAGCAAAAACCGUGCCAUCCCACUCAUCAGAUAGUUUAUAUCUUAUCUUGUGGCCACUUCAUCUGCACCAUGUGUUUCGACGCUGUGCAAUCUCCCCAAGACAUAGUAACUCCCACCGAGUCCGAAAAUAUGCCCCGCGACGGUUUAGAUGAUAUUUCACCACCUGAACUCUCUACUCCAUCUACUGCAUCUACAUCAUCUAACUCAACCAACCCAAUACAACCCUGUGGCAUUUGCCGAAACUUCAAGGAAAUUAGCCUUGCUGACUGUAUCUUUAUUGUUAAGACCAGUCCCACGGACCAACCACUCACACUCGAGUCAUUCUCCCUCUGCACUGUCCAGCAUGGCCUAAUUACCACCUGUAGUCCACUUGUUGCCCAAUUUAAAGCCAUCCUUAAAUCCCUAUCCCACAGUUACUGA